AUGGAAAAGGCGAAGGCGUAUAUAAAAAGCUCGUUAAACGCAUCGGGCACGGGCACCAAUGCGGCGGUGGCGGGCAAGGCGCCGGACUCGCCCGCACCCCGCGACCCGCCCGGGGAGGAGAGGGUGUGCUUCGUGUGCGGGGGCGCGGGGUUCGGUGACCAGUUCACUGUUAGAGUGAAGUCUGAUCCUCAGAGCUCCGAGCCAUACUUCCCUUUCCUCGGUGCCCACGCGCCUCCCAACGGCUACCGGUCCGAAGGUGAUGAGGACGGCACCGUCCGGUGCUGCUGCGUGUGCUACACCUUCCUCCGGCAGCAGUGGGAGCAGUACGACAGAGAGAACAAACCGCAUAGCCAAAGGUUCUAUUGGAUGAAACGGCUCGAUGGGAAACCCUUUAUUGGUGCAGAUAUGUCGUUCCAAGGCGAGUACGCAGCCCAAGUACUCGGCCUGGGCGCUGAAGCGAACGCGACCAGAGACGAGCCCACCACGCCCGCGCCGCGCCCCGACCCGCCACGCAUCGCUUCGCCCAAGAAGGAGAAUCACACUGCUAAGUUUAAUAAUCAGCGCUACCCCCCUCCGUCGGGGGGCGCGGCGGGCGCGGGCGGCGCGGCGGGCGGCGAGGACGAGGGCGUGCUGGACCUGCGCGCGAGGGACCCCUCCGUCAUCUCCGUGGGCUCGCAGCACUCGGAGGCCAGCGAGCCGGCGGGCUACCUGGAGGCUGUCAGGUCGACGGUGUCGGUGUACUCGGGCAACUCGACGUCGUCGUCGGAGCGCGACAUCCUGGACCUGUCGAUGCCGGACAAGAACUGCAUGACGGAGGUGUGCUACGUGUGCGGCGACGAGUACAAGCGCGGCACGCUCUACAACCUGCACACCAAGGAGCCCAAGGACAAGACGAACAAGCAGCCGUACUUCCCGAUCUUCGGCGAGCAGCACCCGCGGCCGCCGCGCUCGCGGCCCAAGGACGCGCAGGGCACGGUGCGCGCGUGCGCCGCCUGCCACCACCACCUCGUGCAGCAGUGGAGCGCGUACCAGAUGCGCGCGGUGCCCGCACAGGAGCGCGUGUACACCCUCCGCACGCGGCCCCCGUCCCUCCUGCCCCCCUCGCCCCUCAGCCUGGCCUCGUCCGGCGACAAGUCGGUGGCGACGCACGCGCACUCCCCCUCCCUGGACCGUCCGCCCUCACAGACGACGGCCAGCUUCGUGUGCUACGUGUGCGGCGUGUCGGCGCCGAGCUCGCAGCUGAGGCUGGUCUACUGCUGUGCCAACCCCGAGAGGGAGCCCUACUACCCCUUCAUCACCACACUCAAACCCCAUCCGGACGCGAGUCCGAUUAGUCCGCAAGGCAUGGUGCAGAUCUGCGCGACGUGCUACAAGAGCAUCCCCCACAAGUACCCCGCCUACAGUGAAAACGGCGAGCCCAACGCAGCACACAAUAACUCGCACACCAAUAAUAUUAGGUUCAAGCCGUACGAGAUGAAGCCGGCGCCGGGCGCGGGCAAGCGGCCGUCCAGCGCGCUGGCCGCCAGCCCGCACUCGCAGCUCGUCGCCGAGAACGGCAUGGGCCUGUACAGGUGCUACGUGUGCGCAGGCCUCUUCCCGCAGCAGUCCAUGGAGUGGCUCUCCACCAGCGCGGAGUACAUGAACUCGCACGCCAUGCACUUCCCGUGCCUGGCGGGCGCGGGCGCGGGCGCGGGCGGCGGCCCGGGCGCGGGCGCGGGGGCGGGCGGGCGCGUGCUGGCGUGCUCGCGCUGCGUGCGCCACCUGGCGCGCCAGUGGGAGCUGAUGGACGCCGAGCGGGUGCCCUUGGAGCACAGGAGGUACAACAUCCCGUCGCCGCUGCCGAUGUCGCUGAACGGCGAGCGCGUCAUCCCCACGCCGCCCUCCACCACCUCCGACCGCACCGUCGCCAGCAACAGCGCGUGCACGUCCAUCUACUGCUUCCUGUGCGGGCUGCACUCGGACCUGACGCUGGCGCGCGUGCUGUUCGGGCAGCCGCAGGGCAACGCGCCCUACUUCCCCUGCCUGCUCACGCACCAGAGCCACCCGAACGCGGAGCAGCUGCGCGAGAACGGGUCGGCGCUGGUUUGCACCUUCUGCUACCACUCGCUGCUCAGCCAGUGGCGACGAUACGAGGCGCUGGGCGGCGUGGGCGCGGAGCGGCGCGCGUACAACACGCACGACUACCACUGCCACCUCUGCGGCAUCAAGACCUACCGCAAGCGCGUGCGCGCGCUGCCCAUCAAGGAAUUCCCCUUCUUAAUGCAAAGGCGGACGGAGAACUCGUUGUUAUUAGAAAAUGGAGACUACGCUGUUGUUUGUUUAGACUGUUAUGAAAGCUUAAGGACGCAGGCCGGCGACUACGAGCGGCGCGGCGUGCCGGUGGAGAAGCGCGAGUACAACUGGCUGCAGCAGCCGCCGCCGCCCGAGGACAGCGCCGACGUGACCAUCGCGCGCCUGCCCUCGGGCGACCGCUCCGACAAGCUCAUCCCGCAGCCGCUGGUGCUGGCGCGCGCGCGCCGCCACAGCCCCAAGCGCCCGCCGCCGCGCCCCGCGCGCCCCGACCGCCCCGACCGCCCCGACCGACCCGACGCAGGUCAGUGCCCAUCUGUCUAUGUGAACGAACAAUCUCUU
Brenthis ino (lesser marbled fritillary) is the source of this 2631-nucleotide messenger RNA. Lineage: Eukaryota; Metazoa; Arthropoda; Insecta; Lepidoptera; Nymphalidae. The record is from the annotation of a GenBank genome assembly.